AACAAAUAUUUCAAAUUUUUAACCAACAAUGGCUACUCUUUGUAUGUCUUCAUCUUCUUUAGUUAAACUUCACCAAAUCUCCCCCUUUAUUCAUUCUUCUUUCCCAGCAAAUCCAAAUCUACUUCGGAGAUCAUUUUUCGAUCAUUUUACGGCCGUCAAUUAUGUACCGGAAUCUUUGAAAUUGAGGGCAAGGGUUUCCUUAUUUCCGUUUUUCUUUACCAAAAGUGAAGACACUGAGAGCCUCAAGCAGGAGCUUCUCGAAGCCAUAGCCCCACUUGAUCGCGGUGCUGAGGCCACUCCUGAAGAUCAAAAGCUUGUUGAUCAGAUUGCAAGCAAACUUGAGGCAGCUAAUAAAGUGAAGGAGCCCCUGAAGUCGAGCUUAUUGAAUGGAAAGUGGGAGCUUUUGUAUUCUACAUCUCAAUCAAUUCUACAAACCAAGAGGCCCAAAUUCUUGAGAGCCAAUGGAAAAAUUUACCAGGCUAUCAAUGCAGAUACAUUGAGGAUUCAGAAUAUGGAAACAUGGCCAUUUUUCAAUCAGGCUACUGCCAAUUUAGUUCCUCUUAAUGCACGGAGAGUUGCUGUAAAAUUUGACUCUUUCACGAUAGCAAGUCUGAUACCUAUAAAGAACCGCGGAAGUGGUCGUGGUGAACUUGAAAUCACAUACCUGGAUGAAGAACUAAGGAUAUCAAGGGGCAACCAAGGAAACCUGUUUAUUCUAAGAAUGGUGGAUCCAUCAUAUAGAGUCCCUCUUUAAGCAUGGCUCCUGUGGAUAGUAAUUGUCUCAAGCAAUCGCUCUUAGAACCAUUUCAGUUGGACUUCAGCGUUGGAACUAGUUCUCAUGACGCGUACAAGCUUGAUCAGAUUUCCGAUCAACAAUAAUAAAGAUAUGCUUCAUGGUAAAGCUAAACAGCAUAGUCCAACUUGCUUCACAUCUUACUGUGCUAUGAUUGACCAUCAUAAUAGCAAAUAAACUCAUUGCUUGUAGUUUGAUCAAGGGACUACAUCUCUUAUGAUGCAUAAUAUAAGUGAAUUGGUUUUCAAGUUCAA
Solanum verrucosum is the source of this 1047-nucleotide messenger RNA. Its product is annotated as probable plastid-lipid-associated protein 4, chloroplastic. The transcript has 6 exons. Bases 29 to 754 code for a protein of 241 amino acids. NCBI's taxonomy places the organism in Eukaryota, Viridiplantae, Streptophyta, Magnoliopsida, Solanales, Solanaceae. The record is from RefSeq and is a predicted model, not a curated record.